CCUCAAACCUCACUUCGUAGCCAACAUUCACCACGUUGCCUACGUCUGGCCGUGCUUCUGCAGCACAUGCCAAAAGGGUGACGUGAAAAUGGACGACUUCAACAGUGAUACCGACUCGGAUUAUACCAGCUAUUGGCGCGACUGGUUCAUCUCCUCUCGAGGCAACGAAUAUUUCUGCGAAAUCGAUGAAGACUACCUGACCGAUCGAUUCAACCUUACUGGCCUUAAUACUGAAGUUCAAUACUACCAAUAUGCGCUGGACUUGGUUACCGAUGUGUUUGACCUGGACUGCGACGAUGAGAUGAGGGAGACAAUCGAGAAGUCUGCAAGACACCUGUAUGGGCUCGUACACGCCAGAUAUAUUGUCACCACGAGAGGCUUAGCAAAGAUGUUGGAGAAGUACAAGAAAGCAGACUUUGGAAAAUGCCCUCGAGUGAUGUGCAAAUCACACCCACUCCUACCUAUGGGCCAGUCCGACAACCCAAACGUCAAGGCUGUUAAGCUUUACUGCGCCAAGUGUGAAGAUAUCUACAACCCUAAAUCCUCCCGUCACUCUGCUAUUGAUGGCGCGUACUUCGGCACUUCCUUUCAUAACAUCAUAUUCCAGGUCUACCCCGCGUUGAUCCCCCAAAAGAGUUAUGAUAGAUACGUACCCCGCAUCUAUGGCUUCCGGGUUCAUGCUCCAGCGACCUUGAUCCGAUGGCAACAUGGACAACGAGAUGAGAUGCGACGACGUCUACGACGACUUGAGAUUGAGAGUGGCUUCAAGGAUGAUGAAGAGGAAGUCGAUGCUGGGGAUUCGGACGAGGAAGAAGAAGAUGAAGAGGUCGAUAUGGAUGCUCUCGAGAACGGUGAAGUGGAGGGCGGAGAAUUAAACAACCAGAUAUAGUUUUGCUGGGAAGCGUGCUCGUCAUCGUGGUGCUUGGCUAUGAGUUCGUAUGUUUGCUUCUUGAAGGAUCUCUUAGGGCGGAUGGGUCAUGCAUAAAUGUCUGGCGUUCGGAACCCUAUGGACAUAUGGCGCAGUUACCUCGUCGCUAGCCGGGGCAAGGCAGGCUGGCAUAGAAAGCAUUUGUUGUCGUUCAUUUACAUCAUCUUAUCUUUUGCUUGUGGAAUUGUGAAUCUACUGUGCUGCACGUUAUAUGAACUCAGGGUUCGCAGAG
Molecule: messenger RNA, 1160 nt
Organism: Mollisia scopiformis
Lineage: Eukaryota; Fungi; Ascomycota; Leotiomycetes; Helotiales; Mollisiaceae
Product: casein kinase II, regulatory subunit
Exons: 4
Coding region: 89-889 (266 amino acids)
Cellular component (GO): cytoplasm; protein kinase CK2 complex
Molecular function (GO): protein kinase regulator activity
Source: RefSeq, a predicted model, not a curated record